Xyrichtys novacula (pearly razorfish) is the source of this 459-nucleotide messenger RNA. The record is from the annotation of a GenBank genome assembly. NCBI's taxonomy places the organism in Eukaryota, Metazoa, Chordata, Actinopteri, Labriformes, Labridae.
AUGAUGACUACAAAUAUUUUGUGCACGCACCCACGCUCCCAUGAACUCCGUGGCGCGCGCUCCCCCCACGUGCACUCUCACACAGCAGGCAUCAAAAGGCUUUACGUCAAGGCAGACAGGAAGAAGAAAGCGAAAUCUGAUGGCACGAUAGCCGGGUCCUUUCGUCCCACUGUAACAAGUAAGUGGUUUUUGGAAACGUCUGCGAGUCGGAAUCUGCAGCUCGGUGACUUUUUAUCGCCGCCAGAGCUUUGUCAACUUCGUCCUGAUAGCUCAUCCUCUGCAAGGUCAUACCCGGAUCUCUUUGACUGGAUGGUUUUCUUUUUCUCUGUCGCAGAUGCAUGCCCGCUCCUCCUGCCCAUGGACGCGCUCUCUUGUUUCACACGGAUUUCGUCUGUGUGCACAGAGGCAGAGCUGAUCUUAUGGCAGCCAUCAGCCCGCCAUGUACCAUCGCUCAUCUAA